Xyrichtys novacula (pearly razorfish) is the source of this 5480-nucleotide messenger RNA. The record is from the annotation of a GenBank genome assembly. NCBI's taxonomy places the organism in Eukaryota, Metazoa, Chordata, Actinopteri, Labriformes, Labridae.
GCUUAGGGCAGGGGUGGGGGCACGAAAAAAAAAUUUGCACUGGGGCCUAUCACCAUGAUGUUACGCCACUGUAUUAUGCAGUAACAGAUUACACCGUUGAAUGUAUUAACAUGCAAUAGAGAAGCUUAUACAUAAGAAAUAAGUCAUAAGAAAUAAGUAAUGACUUUAUCGCAACUUUAUUCUCUUUAGUAAUGACUUUAUUACGAGUUUAUUCUCUUUAGUAAUGAUUUUUUUUACAACUUUAUUCUCAUGAAUUAUGACUUUAUUAGGAGUUUAUUCUCGUUAGUAAUGACUUUAUUAUGACUUUAUACCCGUCUCUAAUGACUUCAUUAUGACUUUAUUCUUGUAAAUUAACGAAUUUAAUCCCAAAGUCUUUUUUAUUUUCUUAAUGUGGCCCUAAUACUCCAUCAGACAAGAUAGAAAAAUGAGACAAAAAUUAAGAAAGUGAACAUGAGCGACUAUAACAGGUUGAACUUGCACACAAAAAAAUGUUCCUGUUAUAUAGUUAAGAGCUGACUAGAAAGCAUUGUUCACUUAAGAGCCCUUUCACACAGUACAGUACAAAAAAUAAAUAAAUAAACCUUUUCCACGCCUCUCUCUGUCUUAUAACCAAGUUGGACUAGACUUCAAAAAAACUCUGAACAAGCAAUGAGUUACUGGUCUGAGAUCACUGUGUGACUGAUGUGUUUCUAAGAGCUGUGUUUCACCCUGUUUACACGUUGGACUCUUUGUCUUUCUUUGUCUGUUUUCUAUUUAGGCAGAUGGCUGUUGAUCUGCACAACACACUCUAAAUCUGCUCCACAUGUAAAGCCACCAUUAGCUUUUUUUGGGGGUUGACACUUGAAAUAGGAGGAUUGUUUAAAAACAGGCAUAAGAUUAAGGGAUGCACAGAACGAGAUAAGGUGGUUUAGCAGUCAGGACAGGAUGGCACAUUUGCAGAGACAAUAACUACACCUGACAUGUACAUAUUUCAAUCCACCAAGAAAUAUAGUAUAUAGAGACACAAUCACAGACAAAGAUCAUGUUGUCCAGAGGAAUCCAUUUUUGCAGGGGGAGGACUAAAUUUGGAAAGAAGUCUCAAGAUUGCAAGAUUUUUGAAAGUAACAAUCAAAAAGACUUGUUUUGUUUUCAGUCAAGGGCCUGCUGGGGUUCUCAAGAGAAAUCAUGCAUCAAGUGAACAUGGCUAUGGCGCCACCCUGUGUCACAAAUAGGGAACAGCAACAAAGCCUUUAAAAAGAAAAGAAAAAUGACAGUAUGAAAGUAUAAACCACUGAGAGCUGUUAAGGAUCUUUUAAACCCGGGCUCUUAUGGGUUUUACAACAGGAGUUAGAAAUUUUGAACACUAUCAAUGUUUUGUAUUACCUUACAUUUUAUAUUAUUUGUGUUUUUUAAUUAAGUGUUUUCCAACGAGAACAAUACUCCACGUCAAAAUGAUAUUUAAAAUUUGCCUGACCUUUUUCAGAGGCUAAAAAUUCCACAUAGACUGACAAAGUAAUUACUUUAACAAGACAUUGGUCUGUAUGUAACAGAAAUGACAGAGUCUAAACUCUGGUCUUGUGAUUAUCAAUAUAUAACAAGAAAUUUUAGAUGUUCAUUUUCUGGUAUAUGUACUCAUUUCUCACACAGUAUGAUUGUGUCUCGUAAUACGAUAAAGUGUCUUUUAUCCUAUAAAGUACAGGUUCCUGGUCUGGGGUCCGUGUUCACUCGUUGGGGAACCAGAGACCUGAGGGGCAGCACAAGAUUUUGUAUGUUCUGUUGAAUUUUUGCAAUUGAGAUUCACUAAUAUUAACAAAAAAACAUGAUAAAAUACUAACUAAAUAGUUUGUUCAACUGUGUAGAUAAAACAUUGUGAGGAGAUGCAUCAUCUCUGCAUUUCUUCUCUGAAGAUUUUGGAGUCAUUUUAAAUCCAAUAGAUUAUUUAAAAUUCUGUUUCAGCUUUCUUUCUUUCAUAAAAUCCCUUCUUGAAAUUGAAAUAGAAAAAAAAAGAAAGAAAAUCUAACUCAAAUCUAACUCAUUUUGCAAACAAAAUGUGGGGAAUGAUUUGUGUAAUAAAAGAAAAAUAAAGAUAAGUACAGUAAUAUAGAUUUUUGUUGAUAUUUUAAAUGCAUUCCUUUUCUGUCUUUACCUCAGAUAGCCCUCUCUUCUUCCCCCUUGGGCUGUAUAGGAGAUAUAUUUGCACACUGCAUGAGGGGAGAUUUCUUUCAAGUAUUUGGGUCAAAAACAAAACGACUGAGUGAGAGAGUGAGUGAGUGAGGAAGCAGGGGGCGAGAGGGGCUGAGAGGAUUGCAGGGCAGGCAAACAAAACUGUUCCACAACACAUGGACUUUCCCCCCAUGUGAAUUAACAUUCAAGCGCUGAUCUCCCUGUUGAGCAAUGAGGCCAACGAGAAGAGGAGGCUGAAAGACAGAUGAGAUAGAGGGAGGGCUGUGGGAUGUCAUGUGUAAAGAAGGAGAAUCUCAUUGGAGGCAAAGAGAGAGAAGAGAGCUAUGCAUGUUUUGAGGGAGAAAAGGGACAAAAAAGAAGCAUCCUACACGCUGAAGCCAUCUUGGUCGCACUGCUCUGACUAGAACUCCACAUCAGACUAUUAUCAAGGUAAGUGUUGAAUGCAUAUGAGCAGACAUAUCAAACAUAUUUUUAGUUGCAGUUAUUGUCAGUGUAGAAAAAGAUCAACUCUGUGCUAAAAUGUUUCGGUUCAGAGUUAGUCUUGAAUUAUCUCUAUUUCACAUAAAAACAUGUUUAUAUCUCCUCAAACAGCCUAGAGAUGUCUCAUUUGUAUGUUUUUUUAAACGUGACCAUCUCUUUUCUUUGUCUUAAUUUGCAAGCUGCUCUCUUUCAAUAAGAAAAUAAGAAUAGGUCUUUAGUAUUGAACUCUGCUGUUCAUCAGUUUUCUAAUCUCCUCACAUUGUGUAGUAAUCUAGCUUUACAUUGAUGUUUAAAUGCAGGUCAUCUGGAUUAAUAAAAUUAUAUACUUAGAAGUGCUGGAAGAGAAAAAAAAUCAAGUAAGAACUCAUGUUUAAGACUUGAGGAAAUAUCAUGACUACUGGCUGUCUACAAGCCAAUUUAGGCAAAGAGGACUAGCCAAUAAAGCAAAUUACACAUAGGAGUAAAAAGUACAUUUGUGACACUGUUGGCUUGUCUUCUUUUACCCCUUUGUAUCACAUAGUGGCUUUGGGAACUGGGCUGAAAUGAUGUCCUCAAAGCUGAAGUGGCUGCUUGUGAUCCAGCUCCUUCUGAGUGAACAGGUUCUGUGCAGAGUCCCUCCUUCAUUGGCACCGAGAAACUCACUGCUUCCAGAAACUGGCUUCCAUGAAAACUUGAAGGGGACUACGAAACCAGAUCAUCAGUCUAACCUUGGAUCCAAGCUCCAGCUCGGCCUCCCUCCCACUUCAGAGAAACCUGGUCCAGUAUCAGAGGUUGAACAAAAACAGACGAGAAUUCAAUCUGCAAAACUUAUAACAUCAGUCCUCAGGGAAAAGCUUCAGGGCCAUAUUCAAGAUCACGGGCACAUUCAAGAGAAUGUCAGCUGUGUGGAGCUCUUGUCUGCCAGCACUCUGGAUGACCCCUCGUCCUCACUGUUUCCACAGGAACUGCUAGGUCUGUCUCUAGUGCCUGUGCUGGCAGUGGCAGGCUGUACACGGGAAGCUCAGACCCUGGUGCUCAAGCUGUAUGAGCUGCUGGGAGAGCUUGACACUGAGGAUCUUCUUAUGGAAGUGGAGGACCUGAUAGAGAGGAGGAUGAGAAAGACCGCUUCAAUGCCUACAUCUGCACCAGCAGCAGCACCAUCAGAGGGGGCUCAAGCAGGAAGCCACAUUGAGGCUGUGAUGUUCAACAUCAAGCAGCUUGGCUUGGUAGGAGAAGGGAUGUUUAAACAAGAGGGGCACUGUGAGGGCUGGAGCAGGGUUAACGGGACAACACUUGUAGGAACAGCUGUAGAAGGAGCUACAGGGGAUCUGGAAGAGGCUGUGAACACCUGUGAGAGGCUGGGAGUCCUGUGUGCCGGAGUGAGCAGCAGUGGAACGCACAAAUACAGAAAAUACCAGGCCGUGCUUAGAAAAGGAAGUCGCAUCCUGCCCUCUGAAUCCUCAGGUUCUGAAAGUUGGAUUCACCAGUGCAGCUCAGAGGAAGAUGUCACCACCUCUGAAGGUCCAAGUCGACGACUGAAGCGAAGCCCCCAAAGGAGAUGCAUCAAUCGGAGUGAGGAGCGUGUGUACAAUGUGGUGGAGUGGAUCCCAGCUGUCAGCACCCUCUACAAUCUGGGCACUGCUGUGUACUACGCUACAGUCAACUGCUCUGAAACGGCCAAAGAGAGAGCCAUCCUCAGCGCUGUGGACCUCGGUACAGAUGCUCUCAUGGUGGCCACAGGAGGGACUGCUGGGGUGGCGGGUUAUGCGCUGGGUGCAGGGGUGAAGACAGGGGUGAAAGCUGGUGUCAGGUAUCUGCUCAACUCCAUGAAGCAGGAAGACGACGUGCUGGUGAACCAGGUCAGCUGGGAGGAGGGCAUCCUUACCAUCCAAUAGACCGGCUGAUCAACAAACCAACCUAUGAAGCUUUAGCAUUAUACACAGAUAAUGCUUUUAAAUUCAGAAAACACUUAUCCAGGAUCACAGCUGUUAACUGACCAAGUUUAAGAGUAAGAAAUUCUUCUGUAGGAUUUUAUAGCUGUUACGUUUUGGAAAAGGGUAUUACAGGUUUAUGCAUCACUCAGUGAAUUACCUACAAUCAAGUUUUGUAAUGGACAAAAGCUUUUUGGUUGUUUGUUUGUGCACACCAACUCCUUUUGACAGUUUAAAAUGGUUGCUAUUGAUUAUCUGAAAAAAACUUUCUACGCCUGUAAAUGUAAAUGACCAUUUUGUUUGUUGUUGUUUUUUAAACAGACUGAGUAAAUUAGCCAGAGAAAAAACGAAAGACAGUAGUUGUAAAAAUGUUGUUAGUUUAUUGAAAAAGUAGGAUGAUGAAAUGUACGUUUUUUGCAAAGUCUACUUCUCUGUUAUGAAAAAAAAAAAGAAAAAUCUUUUAUCAUGCUAAGCUAAAACGUUUUCAGAAAUGGUCUCAGGUAUUAAAUGCUCAAUCACUCAACACUAUAAACCUGACUAUAAACCUGCAGUGUCUUUUCCUCUGUUUCCUGUUUUUGAUCACCCCAGAGACUUUCUAUCUAUUCACACUUUUUGUCCACCUGGUUAUUUGCAGGGACAUUAAACUGAGAAUUUCAUUUGUGUUUGGAUCAUUUCUAAAUGUCAAUAAAAAAGUACACUAAAUCUGAGUGCCUUCAGUGACUGUAAUGUGGUAUUUGGAUUUGAAAAGGAGGAACAUCACAAAAAUGAUGACUUUAUGCAAAAGCAGGCUAUCUCACAAUUAUAUUUGUUGCAGGAAAACUGUAAAAUGAUGAAAGCUGGAACAGACAUGCUAAAAACUGUGGAAAUCAUGUGUGAUCAUGGUCAAGCUUCUUGUUAUGUCAUUAAAUGUUGAACCACUAGUCUCUA